ACAUACUUUUUGAAUGCUGAUCCCCAGGUCUCGUGUCCCGAAUUAAACGACUCCAAAUGGAUCACGAUGUGCAUCUACAAUGUUGUGGUCCUGGGACCUGUGGGCGUUGUGGUAGUCAUGGCAACAAAUGACAAACCGGAAAUCAAUUAUGCCCUUGAGUCGGGCAUGUUAAUUCUAGUCACA
Molecule: messenger RNA, 183 nt
Organism: Lymnaea stagnalis (great pond snail)
Lineage: Eukaryota; Metazoa; Mollusca; Gastropoda; Lymnaeidae
Source: the annotation of a GenBank genome assembly